GAAAAACUAAACCGUGUUCACUCAAGAGGAAAUGAGAAAUUUGUGAAUUAAAUAAAACAAGGCAAUGAAAAUUAGAACAACUUAAGGGAGCCCUUUAUAGUUAAGUUCAACUGCUUGGACAAACCUCCUCUUCUUUCCUGGUACAAAUGUCAAACACUCGGAAGAAAAAAAAAUUACUCCUUAAGACAUUGCAAUCAUCAAAUUCUGGAUGCGGGCUAUCUAAACAUAGAGAAUUAAAAGAUUUCUUUACUCUUUCCCCUUUCCUUAUGACACAGCAUGACUCUUCACUGGAAGCAAACAUAUUUAAAUUGUUACCUAACAUAUUUUGUGAAGCCGGUUGGCCGUCGUCCAGAUUUUUAAUGCUGUCUGAUAAUCAACAUUCUCCUACUUGUAUCUGGGGCACUGAACAGUAGAGGAGUUUAAACCAUAGAGCCGCUUCUGAAACUGUGUCAGCUGACCUGUGCAAUGCUGGUACUUUGCCCAUGUAUGUUUUCUUUUUCUUCUUUACAAAUGAAAGUGCCAUUGGCUUCUACUGCAUAAGAUUGCUACAAUUUAAUGUAUGUGAAAAGCUUAGGACAGAGCCCCGCAUAUUGUGAGACUUCCAGAAUGGUAAUAGCAAUGACAUAUUUUAUUAUUCCACUUACUAAGGGACACUAGCACACCUCAAGUUAUAAAUCAGUAGUAGCAAGCUGCAAUUUAACUUCGUGUUUAUUUCCUGCUCUUUGAAGCUGUGACUACUCUCUCUACUUACAUAAAAUUCGCGUGCGUUUUACUAAGCACUGUUUUUGUUAAAGCAGUUACGGUCUAAUUGUAGAUUUAGGGAUGACUUAAGUUCUAAGCUGAAACUUUAGCUGAAAGGGACGGGUUUAUUUUCAGGUUGUAGUUAUAGAAAUGAAGCUACUGGAGGAGCGCGUUGGAGGUCCCGUGGAUCUAUGUAUUGCUUCAGCAGUGUUUGCUUCCACUGUAUUAGCUUCCUUGCAAGUCCUCCAGUCGCAGUCUCCUGGACCAUCUCCUUGCCACCUUGGGCUCCUAGGACCAGCCAGUACCAUCUCACCAUCUUCGAGGUUAGGCUCAUACCUGGGAUCAGCCAUGACCUCUCAGAUUCGUCAGGAUUAUUCCACCGAUGUGGAAGCUGCCGUGAACCGCCUGGUCAACUUACAUCUGCCAGUCUCCUACACUUACUUCUCUAUCGGUUUCCUUUUUGAUCGGUCUGACGUGGCUUUAGAGGGCGUAGGCCAUUUCUUCCUCCACAAAUUGGCGGAGGAUAAGAGCAAGGGCACAGGGCAUUUCCUCAAGUUGUGGAAUGAUCACGGGGUUUGGAGUGGGGGUUGGGCACUCUUCCAGGAUGUUCAGAAGCCAUCUCAAGAUGAAUGGAGUAAAACCCAGGAGACCAUGGAAGCUGCCUUGGCCCCAGAGAAGAACCUGAACCAGGACCUCUUGGGUCUACAUUCCCUGGGUUCUGCUGGCACAGACCCUCACCUCUGUGACUUCUUGGAAAGACACUUUCUGGAUAAGGAGGUGAAGCUCAUCGAGAAGAUGGGCAACCACCUGACCCACCUCUGUAGGGUGGCAGGGUCAAAACCAGCGCAGAUUGGCAUGCCCCUUGCAUCUCUGGGCGAGUAUUUCUUUGAGUGCCUCACUCUAAAGCACUCUGCUUCUCCCCAGGGGCUUCCUCCUCUGCUCUGCACCAGACGCCUCAGGACCUCCACCUGCAUGAACCACUCAAGUCACUAGGUAGCUUUGUAACUGCCCUGGAACCUCUCCCAAGUCUUGGACCAAGUCAAAAUAAAGUUUUUUGAAACAGCAAAAAGAAAAAAGGAAGAAAGAAAGAAAGAAAGAGAGAAAGAGAAAGAAAGAAAAAAGAAAGGAAGAACGAAAGAAAGGAAGAACGAACGAAACGAGGCUAUUGUUGAUGGAUGGGUAGGAGGUUCAGCCAGGGGACAGCUAAUGCUGACAGAUUGCUGUUGGUGUCUGACCAAUAGCUGAGUAGAAAAGAGAAGUGUGUAAGGGGGUCUAUUCUUCAAAAGAAAUAUCUAGGAGGCCGAGGCAGGAGGAUUGCUGCUAGUUUGAUGCUAGGCUUGGGCUGCAGAUCCUUCAGAAAAAUCUCAUGGUGGUAGAAAAAAGGGAGCAUUUUAAUAGAUAUGCCAAACUAAAGAAUUCUUAAUGGAUGGAACUAGAAAACAUCCUGAGCUUCCCUCAGACCCAAAAGGACUUGCAGGAUGUAUACUCACUAAUAAGUAGCUAUUAGUCAAAAAAGUACAGAAUACCCAGAUAUAGUCCACAGAACUCA
This is a messenger RNA of Rattus norvegicus (Norway rat), 2290 nucleotides long. RefSeq names its product ferritin light chain 1 like 6 (gene Ftl1l6). NCBI's taxonomy places the organism in Eukaryota, Metazoa, Chordata, Mammalia, Rodentia, Muridae. The record is from RefSeq and is a predicted model, not a curated record.